Athalia rosae (coleseed sawfly) is the source of this 1671-nucleotide messenger RNA. Its product is annotated as protein AAR2 homolog. NCBI's taxonomy places the organism in Eukaryota, Metazoa, Arthropoda, Insecta, Hymenoptera, Athaliidae. The record is from RefSeq and is a predicted model, not a curated record. Gene Ontology annotation, biological process: spliceosomal tri-snRNP complex assembly. The coding region runs from base 388 to 1551 and encodes 387 amino acids. The transcript is spliced from 6 exons.
AAGAUUUCAAUGUAAAUGCGGUCGGUAAAGACAGAAAACUAAAGGAAAGCAUCUAGAAUGAACCAUCUGCACUAAAUCCAGACUAGUCGUGUACAGUGUCGUGUCCAUACCGUUGAGUGUAGAUAGGUGUAUACAUACUUUGGCUAGGAAGUUUACGUACAUGUGUACAUACAUAUACAACUGAACCAACGAAUGUCACGAAUUCAGACCUACACUGCUCUGGAUUCGUUGUUUACUAGUUGGGAGAUCUGUCAAAAUAUUAAAUUCCUUUGGUACGCAAUGUUCUUAUAUAUGUAUUUGUAUAUAUAAAACUGCUCUAAAAAAAACUGGUACUAGUUUGAAUCUUAAUAUUCGAAACUUGCAAUUAUUGCAAUUUCAGUCAACAGUAUGAAUAGACCACCAAAAAUGAGUAGUACGGACGGUGUAGAGAUGGAUCAAGAAUUAGCAAAGCGUCUAUUAAUCGAGGGAGCUACGUUGGUGUUGCUGAAUGUGCCUCCUGGGACAGAUUUUGGAGUGGAUAUGAAAUCUUGGAAUACUGGAGACAAAUUCAAAGGUGUUAAAAUGAUCCCUCCAGGUUUUCAUUACAUUCAUUACAGUGCUGCUAAUGGAUUCGAUGACCUUGCACCCCGUGUCGGUUUUAUUCAUAAUUUUACAAAAUCUGAGUUUUUGGCAAUGACCUGGGAUGCCGAGAAAGAGGACAUUAGUACAGAAGCUCCUUCAGCUGAAACGGUUAAUCGUCUAAAGCAGAAUCUAGCUAGCCUUGAUCAGUAUCUUGGGCCAUAUCCUUAUGAUAUUUGGGAACAGUGGAAGGGAUUGACAACGAAAGUUGAUGCUGCAGUCAUAGAACGAUGCACACCAGUUUGUGGGUAUAUACGUUCGGCACUAGAGCUGGAAAAUUGUGACGAUGCCUCAAGACCAAGAGGGGGCGAGACUGUCCAGAAACGAACUCGUCGUAGUGGAUUAUCCGCGGAAGAUAGAGAGCAGCAGCUCCUUCCACAAUUGAAACCAAGACCAGGAACUGAGCUCAGGUUAACUAAGCUACCUGAAAAAAAUUACCCAGAUGAUGCAACACCUGCAGAAGUAACACAACAUUCUCUUGAUACUAGCUAUGCUUUGGACGCCAUGUUAAAUCAAUUAAAAAACCCGAUCGAAAUAAUUGGAGAGCUUCAGCUGGCAUUCGUCUGCUUUUUAUCAGGACAGAGUCUGGAUGCAUUUGAACAUUGGAAAAAGUUGGUUGGCCUGUUGUGUGGCGCAGAUGCAGCGAUAUCAAUGAGACGUGCUAUUUUCGCGGAGUUCCUGAAUACGCUGGAGGCUCAAGUAGAAUGCGUGCCUGAAGAAAUGUUGUGCGAUAUCGUAGCUAGUAAUAAUUUCGUCUAUCACAAUCUUCGUAAUUUAUUUGCCAAUAUUGAAGCCAGUGAAAAAGUUGAUGGGCGGCUGAAGACGCAAGCAGUUAGACUGCGUGAUAGACUAACAAAGAAAUUUUUCUGGGAUUUUACGUGCUUACAGGAUGAAGAAGAUGACGAAGCACCGGUUGUCGUAUCUCUGGACUGAAAUUUUUACAAACUUCUUAGAAGUUUUUUAGUCUACAAAAUAUCAACAUUUCAAAUAUAUUUAUUGUAGAGUCUAUAUACAGCUGGGAUUUUUACAUAAUAAUAUACAUAUUGCACAUUU